GAAUAUGCUGCGUUAACGAAAACUGCUGUUGCAGUGCUGUUGUUGCUAAUCAAACACUAUACGCCUGUCACUAACGACGGAGUAUUGAAAAUUGGGAUGGACGGCUUGAGUGUAGCGGCGAGUGUCAUAGGUGUCACUGCUGUCGCUUUACACAGUAUCCGCGAGUUGACAGAUUUUAUUCGCAAAUUAUCAGACGCACCAUCGGCUAUCCAGGCGGUCAGGAAAGAGCUUGAGGCAAUUGAAGCUGUUUUGAGGACGAUUGAAAGUAUAUUCAACGACCAGGGAGUUUCCGAUGUACCUAAAGUGUUGAUCAACAAUACUCAGCUCAUGCUAAUCGUUGAGAAUUGUGGAGAAGCAUGCAAGGAGUUUAAGGACACCAUAACACACUGGAUGAGGCAUUCGACAGAGGCGAGAGUAUUCUGGUGGGACAGGGUAAGAACUGGCUACUUCGGAGAAGCAAAGACCAAUGCAUUCACAGCAAAGCUGGAGACCUGUAAAUCGACUCUCAGCAUAGCCUUGGAAAUAGUUACAUUGUGCGUUCCCUCUGGUUAAUCAUAUGGCAUCACAGUGCAUGUUGGACGUCCAGGAAAAACAGCUCAAACAAGAAAAGCAAACUGUGGAUCGACAAAUCGCGAAUGUCAACAGCCAGUUGGUGCAGCUCUCAGGAGAGGAUGACUCCGAUGCACUUCUGGAUAAAGAAGCAGAACUGAGUAAAGCGAGGCGUAUCGCCGAGGUCCAGCAAUAUAAAGGCUUCCUUAACGAUAUAAAAGAGGCUUCCAAUAAAAUGAUGGCUUGGGUACAAUCUGAGCGUACUGGACAGAACAUACAGGAUGUGAACAUGAAGCAAAGCCGACUCCUUGUGGGGGCGAUCAACGUCAAGACUGAAGGUCGCACAUUCCGUCAAGACAUCAAACAUGUCGAGGCUAAUAAUUCCCUUGGAAUUGUUGGCAUGGCGGAAGGAGUGGAU
Aspergillus caelatus is the source of this 967-nucleotide messenger RNA. RefSeq lists its product as uncharacterized. The record is from RefSeq and is a predicted model, not a curated record. The transcript is spliced from 2 exons. Bases 97 to 552 code for a protein of 151 amino acids. NCBI's taxonomy places the organism in Eukaryota, Fungi, Ascomycota, Eurotiomycetes, Eurotiales, Aspergillaceae.